Microthlaspi erraticum is the source of this 1446-nucleotide messenger RNA. The record is from the annotation of a GenBank genome assembly. NCBI's taxonomy places the organism in Eukaryota, Viridiplantae, Streptophyta, Magnoliopsida, Brassicales, Brassicaceae.
AUGAUCAUGAUGAUCAAGAAGAUCUACACAUUGACUUUCUUAGUCUUCUUGUUCUCUAUACUCAAAGGUCACUGCAAAUCAGAUAUAGAACUCGGCUUUGCUCUGACGCUCUCUGCUCCAGUGGAAUACACUCCUGGAUUUAUGGGGAAAGCUUAUAUAAUGGAGACAGACUCAUCUUCAACAAGAGAACCAAGUUUCAAAGCUGCGUUAACGAUGGAAUCAAGUGACAAAGAUGAUGGACGAUAUUUGUGUUCCCUCCAAAUUUUCCUUGGAGAUGUAAGAGUUUGGAGUUCAGGGCAUUACACAAAGAUGUAUGCUUCUAACAAAUGCAUCAUCGAGCUCGCGAAAGAUGGAGACUUGAGGAUAAAGCGUAGCAAUAAACACGUUGGUUGGCGAAGUGGAACUUCAGGACAAGGCGUUGAGAAGUUGGAGAUACAAAGCACAGGGAAUCUAGUGUUGAUUGAUGCUAUGAAUUUGAUCAAAUGGCAAAGUUUCAACUUCCCAACAGAUGUGAUGUUGAGUGGUCAGAGACUAGACGUUGCUACUCAACUAACUUCAUUCCCAAAAGACUCGAAUUUGUUCUACUCUUUCGAAGUCUUACGCGACAAGAUUGCUCUUUUCCUCAACUUGAACAAGCUCAAGUACUCUUACUGGGAGUACAGGCCAAGAGAUAACAACAAUACGGUCAACUUCGUGAGAUUAGGGCCAAAGGGUCUUGACCUAUUCGACGAUAACAGCCAAAGAAUAGGGAGAAUAGAGCAAACUUUGAUCAGAUUCUUGGCGGUUGGGAACAAAACCGGUAAUUUGGGACUCUAUUCGUAUAAACCGGAAAAGGGGAAGUUUGAGGCUACGUUUCAAGCUGUGAGCAACACUUGUGAUCUUCCUGUAGCGUGUAAGCCAUACGGAAUCUGCACAUUCUCCAAGUCUUGUUCUUGCAUUAGGGUUGCGAGCGAUGGAGAUUGCAACAGCAAGAACAGCGAGGAAGAAGAAGGGGUUUUGAUGAAGAGGCUAUGCGAUCACGAGAUGGUUGAGCUAGAAGGAGUCGCUACUGUGCUAAGAAACGGGACACAAGUGAGAAACGUAAGCAAAGAAGGAUGUGAAGAGCUGUGUAAGAAGGACUGUGAGUGUCGAGCUGCGAGUUACUCUGUUUCUGAUGAGGGCUUUUGUGUCAUGUAUGGGGUUGUGAUGGGUGUUAAGGAGAUUGAGAGAGUGAGUGGAUUGAGUUAUAUGGUGAAGAUUCCAAAAGGAGUGAGAUUGAGUGGUGAGAAAUCGAAUGUGAGGAAAUGGGUUGUGGGUUUAGUUGGAGGGAUUGAUGCUUUUGUUGUUUUGCUGCUUCUUUCUGGUUUUGGCUUUUAUUUCAUUAGGAAACGACGGAAAAGCUCAUCGCAACCGCAUACGCAGACGCAGCCCCAGCCACAGCCUCAGCCUCAGCCCAUUGCAGAUUAG